This is a messenger RNA of Morone saxatilis (striped sea-bass), 5562 nucleotides long. RefSeq names its product cytochrome b561 domain-containing protein 1 (gene cyb561d1). The transcript is spliced from 4 exons. Bases 644 to 1345 code for a protein of 233 amino acids. Lineage: Eukaryota; Metazoa; Chordata; Actinopteri; Moronidae. The record is from RefSeq and is a predicted model, not a curated record. Gene Ontology annotation, molecular function: transmembrane monodehydroascorbate reductase activity.
CUCACUCCUUUCACACUCUUCGGCAGAUUCAAACCAGGAAGUGAAACCAAAACAAAAGCCGUCAGUAGAGAAAGUUGGUGGUUGACUAGAUUAUGAUUUAGUAACAGUGUCACGGUCGCCUGUCACUGCUGGGGCUCGAGCUCUGCUUUCAGAAGAUGUCGCGGGAGAUGCUCUAGCCGGUAGUGUAUGAGACCGGAGGAGGGACCGCACAGUGUCCACUGCUGCUGCCGCUGUCUCUGCCUCCGACCGAGACACUGGGACGACCUAGUUUCUUAAUCCAUAGUCGGACCGCACUUGCCUCGGAGGGAUUACAGCCCGCUUUAUUUGUUGUCGUCAAGUCGGCGCAAUUUAGCCAAGAUUACAACAGGAAGUUAAUAGAUUUUGAACCAUACCACCAACCCUCUUAAAACAGCCUUGAACUCAUUGCACUAAGAUUGCCAAUCCAAAAUGGAGGACUUUGGGAGACAAAGGUCAUGUUCAGCAGCUCGCCCGUCUGCCCUGUGGCUGUCCGGUUCUUCAUCCCUAUCCAAAUAAUUAUGGAGCUCGCGCGGUGUCCCCACACAGCACGCGCCUCGUCUCGCCGUUUCAGCGCAGCUUCCGGAGUCCGCAGGUAGCCGCGCAGGUGGCUCAACUCAGCGGCGGAAUGCGGUCCGAUGUGGAGUACAGCCCGGUGGGAGAGGGGCUGGGGAUGCGGGAGUACUGGCUCUAUGUGUGGCUGCGGAGGGCGGCGGUGGUAGCGGCUCAUGUCACCGGUCUGGGACUGACCCUCAUCAUCUCCCUGCUGUCCAGGCCCGGAACCAGUCUGUUUUCUUGGCAUCCAGUGUGUAUGUCUGUCGCAUACUGCCUCUGUAUGACUGAAGGCAUCCUCCUCUUCUCGGCUGAAGGAUCCCCCUUCUGCUUCAAAUCUCGGAAGGGUAAAGUCCGUCUCCACUGGUUCUGUCAGGCUCUGGUCCUGAUAGCCGCUGCCACUGGGAUGGGCUUCAUGGUGGCCAGCAAGAACGUGUCAGAGCACUCCCACCUGGUCACCUGGCACAGUUGGCUGGGCAUCUGCACCCUGGCCGCCACCGUGCUCCAAGCGUCUUGCGGUAUCUGCGUGAUCUUCCCCAAGCUGCUCCGCCUCUCCUCCUCUCUGCCGAGGCUGAAGCUGUACCACGCCACAUGCGGCCUGGUGGUCUACCUGCUGGCCACGGUAACCGUGGUGUCGGCCAUGUUCUCGGACUGGUUCCAGGCCACGGUAAAAGGGGUAGCCUGGUGGGCCUUCUUCCUGCUGCCCCUCUUCCCCGCCCUGGUAGUGAUGAACCAGAUCACUAAUUCCUACCUGCCCCGCAAGAAAAUCACCAGCUAGGUGGCACAUAGCAUGAGGCUUUAAUCGCUCGGUGGCCAUAUUGCAUUGACAUCGUACUCUGAGAAUCAAAUGGAAGCAAAGUCUUCCCCUUAAGCAGCCAUUCAGGAUAAAAUAAUUAGACAGCUUCACAUGCCGGUAGUCCCAUAGACAGUCUUACAGCACAGGUAUCUGAAGGGGCGUUUGGAAGCCUGGAAUGUAAUUUCACUGCCUGCCACAUUUGAUUUUCGGCUCACUAACGAUCAGUUUGUACUCUCCGACUGACAAUUUGUCUCAACAAACACUCAAAUGAUUUGUUUGUGCACACAGAUUAUUGAAAUUCUCCACUCAAGUGAAUGUGGGAAGUCAUUGUGGCAGUAGGAACGGAAGUGCAAAAACCAGAAUGUUAGCAGCAAGCUAGCAGCUGUAUUUUAUUGUGGAGAGUUAUCAACUACACCAUGUUCCAUCUGAUAAAUUAGGAGAAGAAAGAAGUAAUUUCAGGUGCAGAAUAGAAAUUCUGGACUGAAGUUACUUAUUGGAGGGUAUAGAGCUCAACAGUGAGGUUCUGGAAGUAGAAAUGCCAUUCAUAUUCUGAAUAGAGGAUUUUGAUUAUUAGCCAUACUAUCGUAGCCAUCCAAGCUAGACUUUCCACGAGCUAUGACAUUGUGCAACGAUGGUACAUGCUGCUGUAGGAGCCACGAGUUCUUAUGAUAUCCACCUUGUUUAAAGAAAAACGUGUUUUAUCUGCGACCUCAUGUUGAAAUACUGCUAAUACCCACAAUCCUAAAGUGUAACAGCAACUUCUCUGAUUGGUAGAGCUAGCUGUCUGCUAACAUCAGUCUACAUGAAACUGCAUGAGUCACACAAAUCAUGUUGUUACACUACAUAUACGCACACAACACAAACUACAAUAUAUUACCACACUAUUAUUAACAAUAUAAACACUAAAGGUUGUCUUAGUUAAGCUAGCAUUCACAAUGGUUUAUGAGACGAGUCGUUAUUUUCUAAAAUAAUUAAUAGUAAUUAAACCUUUUUCCGUUUUUUUGGCUCCGAACCAAAUGUUUUAUGGUCAGUUCAUCUCGUAGUUGGUCGGCUUGGUUCCAGGCUUAUAACUCUUGAGGAUUUCCUGAAAAGUCAGUGGAGGGAAUGAUUAACGUCUGGAACCAGAGCCGUUCCAGAAGUGUGCGGUCACUGUUGAGCUCUAUGCGUUACGAGGUUGUCCUUGACUCCUCCCAGAUACCUCCUUGACUCCUCCCAGAUACCUCCUUGACUCCUCCCGGAUACCUCCUGUGUUCGGCUCUCUCCAGCAUCUAGUGGUCAGUAGAAGAACUGCAGCUUAAAACAUUGGCAUCUUUGCUCUGACUCCCACUGAAACAAGAAACGCAAAGGAAUUUCCUCUGAUGAUGCUGUCCACAAUAUGCGGACUACCAUACCAGAUGUACACACGUGAAACACAGGACACAGUAGGGUACGGCUAUCCUGACAAACAACUGGAGGCAAUAUGCUUUCAUCCGUUGCCUCUCUGGAGGAAUAUUUGCACUACACAAGCAGCGACAGCAAUGUAUGACUGGUUUCUGAAGGGAUGUGAAGCACCUAUGCUGUCUGUGUGAGCACUUCAGCAGUGAAGGUGCUGCACCCUGUACAUUUUAUUUAUUUAUCCAUUUAUAAUGUGUUUGUGUUGUGGGUGAGUGCAGGUGCUACAUGGAGCGUUUUACCAUUAAAGUUCCAUCAUUUAACAUUUUUUAUAUUUAUCCAUUUAUGACGGACUGAAUUACAUGACGGCAUAUAGCAUGAAAGCAGUCGCCAACAGAGAAUUAUCAAGCUUAUUGAUAGCUCAUUGUUUUGCUUAUAUGGCUCAGGUACGCUACCCAGAGGUGGGACCAAGUCAUUGCACUUAAGUCCCAAGUCCUAAACUUUGACUUUUUCAGUCCUAAGCAAGUCACCAAAUUCACCAAAUGUAAUGCCAUAACAACAAAAUGAAUCAGAAUUAUCUUUGGUAUCAUCUCAAGUCCAAUUCAUGUCCAAGUCUACACCUCCGACGCUACCUGCCCUACACAAAACAACAAACUGACAAAGUUGGCGACGAGCUGCAGACAAAAAGCAAAAAGGCUUAGUAGAUAAGUUGUCUUUGGAAAGCAUUAGCAUUGCUGUUUCCUCAAUGAGGCCUUGUUUGAUUACAAAAAUGCUAGCAUUGGUAACUUAAUGACAUGAAAAACUACAUGUAGCACCUCUGGUUCAUGAGUUUUUACAUUCUGUGUGUACCUGUGACCAUUUUCUGUCUUUUAGGUGGUGUUUGUAGCCAUGCUCUCUGUGUCUUUGUAAUUAGUAAGAAAAAUGAACGUGUCCUCACUCUUAUGUCGCUUUGUACAAGGCCAAAAGCGAAAGCUGUUUUCCAGCAGAUGUCAUCAAUCCAGGAACCGAGCUACGCACAUAAAACCAGUCACAUCAUACUUGCAUGGGCUUGUAGUUCUGUCCAGUCCGCUCAGUACCUCUGCAAAAUAGUCAAAUUAGAAAACUUGAAAAUGGUACCAACUACUGUUAGGAGCCACGGUCAACAGGCUUCCCUAGAAAUGAACAUCAGGUUCCUCUGAAGCUAUCUUGCUAGGUAUAGCAGAUAGUAAUCCCCAGCUUAUUGCCCCCAGCAGGUACCACCAGUUUAGAUCUUACUAAACAAUUUCAAAAACUAUUUUAAACCCUCAAACUAACCAUAAUACUGUAUAUGGACCUUGUUUGGAUGGAACACCAUGGGAACACCUGACAGACUUAAUUCAGGGCAGAUAAAAGGCCCAAGCAGGUGGCACCAACAGGUUUCCAGCUGCAGGUUUAUUUCAGGCCACAAUAAUGAGGACAGCUCAGUGAGACAGAUAGAUGAAUGUGGACUAUUUUUAAAACGGUGUUGGCAAACCUGAUGCACAAAGACCUGUUGGAUGUACUGAUCCUCCCGCACCUUGCCUCAACCUCUUUGUCUUACUCACUGCUAGGAGGCUUGUGCAGAUACAAAUCAUGUUUCCUUUUUGACGUAAUAGUCCAUUAAUAAUAGCCCAUUACAGAUCGCUGCACAGCCUGCAAGCAGUGCUAUCUACUGUGUCUGUAAUAUAAGAAAGAUACUUCCACAUAUCUUGGUUCUCCAAAAGCACUCAUCAUGUAGAAUGAAUGGCCAAAAAUGUUACACACUGGACCUUUAAUGCUGGGAAAUUGUAAGAAAAUCAAUAGUACAUGUUCCUGGAGUUCGUUUCCAGGCUCGGUUUCACAUUUUAGCUGUCCUUUAUUAAGAUCAGGGUUUCUACUGUUGGAAGUCUUCUUUACUGUUCUUCUUUGCUCGUUUUGUUAGCAAUUCUGGUUUAACCCCAGCUCGGCAAUGUAAUGCAAUAAAUGUUCAAAAGUGUAAAAUAACAAUUUUGUUAAGUCAAAAUUUCCUAAUGAAACAGCAGAACUCAAAAUACCACAUUUAAUAUGAAUUUUGUGACUUCUCUUUUAGGUUUUAUGAAAGAGAAUUUACCGUCCCAACCCUCCAUUAAAUGGUAGGAAUAUUCUACUACAUGCUACUGAACACAACUUGCUCACAAACUUAUUCUUUGUUCUAACUACUCAGGACUUUGCUGUAUGAGCCUGUUCAGAGUGCUAAUGAGCCGAUCAGAAUGUAGGUUGUAGGUUUGUAUUUAUCUAUCCUUGUCACCAGGUUGCCGCCUGUGAACCUUCUGUAAUAAACAAAUAAAUAUAUGUGAGUUGUUAUUGCUUUUAUUAUACCUCUGUUGUCCAUCUGUGCAUUUUUGUGAAUGCGAUAUAAUGCAUAUUGGCUGAAAUCAUACGUAUAUGUAUUAUCAAUAUAGUGAUAACUUCCAUGUAGCCAAACUUGAUACCUUUUUAUUCAGUUCCUUCAAAAUAUUCACUGCAUAUAUUCUGAGUCUAGACAGAUCCGACUGGUUGGCGGAGGCGUACAAACAUGAGGCGGUAGUUCCAGUUCCUAACAAGACAAGACUUUAAUGUUCCAGGACUAAUAAAUGUGGACAAUGUGAAACAUCAAGAGGUGUUUCCUAAAGCCAAGUGAUUCCAGGUUCUACACAUAACCCAGAAUGCAAUGCAGCCACAACAUCUUUAUGUGCUAGCUUCAGCUUUUUACAGGAUAAGGCUGCCAAUAUUCAAUGGUUUUCAUAGUCAAAAAAUCCCAUAAAAAGACCAACAGUGAUUGUGUCUACUGAAGAGUGUUAUGUCUCAUUGACAGUAUAUAUAAUGGACAGAGC